AUGGUGCAGAAAUACCAGUCCCCCGUGCGGGUGUACAAACACCCCUUCGAGCUGAUUAUGGCGGCCUACGAGAGGAGGUUCCCCACGUGCCCGCUGAUCCCCAUGUUCGUGGACAGUGACACUGUGAACGAGUUCAGGAGCGAGGACGGGGCCAUCCACAUCAUAGAGCGGCGCUGCAAGCUGGACAUCGACGCCCCCCGGCUGCUGAAGAAGAUCGCCGGCGUGGACUACGUGUACUUCGUCCAGAAGAACUCGCUGAACGCCCGGGAGCGCACGCUGCACAUCGAGGCCCACAACGAGACGUUCGCCAACCGGGUCAUCAUCAAGGAGCACUGCUGCUACACCGUUCACCCUGAAAAUGAAGAUUGGACCUGUUUUGAACAGUCUGCGAGUUUAGAUAUUAAGUCUUUCUUUGGUUUUGAAAGUACAGUGGAGAAAAUUGCAAUGAAACAGUAUACCAGCAACAUUAAAAAAGGGAAGGAGAUAAUCGAGUACUACCUUCACCAGCUGGAGGAGGAGGGCAUCACCUUCGUGCCCCGCUGGACCCCGCCGCCCCUGGCGCCCUCCUCGGAGACGGCCGCGUCGUGCCGGAAACGAGCGGCCUCGCUGGCCUCGGUGGCCCCGGAGGCUACACAGAAGGACGGGCUGAGCAGCGAGGCCCUCGGCAGCCCGGGCGGGGCCUCCGAGCCCGCCGCGGGGACCCCCGACGAUAAGCUGGACGCGGACUACAUCAAGAGGUACCUGGGCGACCUGACUCCGCUGCAGGAGAGCUGCCUGAUCCGGCUGCGCCAGUGGCUGCAGGAGACCCACAAGGGCAAGAUCCCCAAAGAUGAGCACAUUCUCCGGUUCUUACGCGCCCGGGACUUCAACAUCGACAAAGCCAGGGAGAUCAUGUGCCAGUCGCUGACGUGGCGCAAGCAGCACCAGGUGGACUACAUCCUGGACACCUGGGACCCCCCGCAGGUCCUGCAGGACUACUACGCAGGCGGCUGGCACCACCACGACAAAGACGGGCGGCCCCUCUACGUGCUCCGGCUGGGGCAGAUGGACACCAAGGGCCUGGUGCGGGCGCUCGGCGAGGAGGCGCUGCUCAGAUAUGUCCUCUCCAUCAACGAGGAGGGGCUGCGGCGCUGCGAGGAGAACACCAAGGUCUUCGGCCGGCCCAUCAGCUCGUGGACCUGCCUGGUGGACCUGGAGGGGCUGAACAUGCGCCACCUGUGGCGGCCCGGCGUGAAGGCCCUGCUGCGCAUCAUCGAGGUGGUGGAGGCCAACUACCCCGAGACGCUGGGCCGCCUGCUGAUCCUGAGGGCUCCCCGCGUGUUCCCGGUCCUCUGGACGCUGGUCAGCCCGUUCAUCGACGACAACACCAGGAGGAAGUUCCUCAUCUACGCCGGGAACGACUACCAGGGCCCCGGCGGGCUGCUGGACUACAUCGACCGGGAGGUCAUCCCCGACUUCCUGGGCGGGGAGUGCAUGUGUGAGGUGCCGGAGGGCGGGCUGGUCCCCAAGUCCCUGUACCGGACCGCGGAGGAGCUGGAGAACGAGGACCUCAAGCUCUGGACCGAGACCAUCUACCAGUCCGCCAGCGUCUUCAAAGGAGCCCCCCACGAGAUCCUCGUGCAGAUCGUGGAUGCCUCCUCGGUGAUCACAUGGGACUUUGAUGUGUGCAAAGGGGACAUUGUCUUCAACAUCUACCACUCCAAGCGGUCGCCCCAGCCGCCCAAGAAGGACUCCCUGGGGGCGCACAGCAUCACGUCCCCCGGGGGCAACAACGUGCAGCUCAUCGACAGGGCCUGGCAGCUGGGCCGCGAUUACAGCAUGGUGGAGUCGCCGCUGAUCUGCAGGGAAGGCGAGAGUGUGCAGGGCUCCCACGUGACCCGGUGGCCGGGCUUCUACAUCCUGCAGUGGAAGUUCCACAGCAUGCCCGCCUGCGCCGCCACCAACCUGCCCCGCGUGGACGACGUGCUGGCCUCGCUGCAGGUGUCCUCGCACAAGUGCAAAGUCAUGUACUACACCGAGGUCAUCGGCUCCGAGGACUUCAGAGGCUCCAUGACCAGCCUGGAGUCCAGCCACAGCGGCUUCUCCCAGCUGAGCGCCGCCACCACCUCCUCCAGCCAGUCCCACUCCAGCUCCAUGGCUUCCAGAUGGCGACUUUGCUGA
Messenger RNA from Pipistrellus nathusii (Nathusius's pipistrelle), 2160 nucleotides. The record is from the annotation of a GenBank genome assembly. NCBI's taxonomy places the organism in Eukaryota, Metazoa, Chordata, Mammalia, Chiroptera, Vespertilionidae.